AAUCGGACACACCACUCACAUCAGCCGAUGCCUAGGAAUUUUCUAGUGAGCCACCUAUCAAAAAUUUUUUUAUUUAAUCGAUCAAUCGGCAAUGUGUCCGAUUGGACCUCACCCCAUUAAAUGUAGCCAAUAUUCAUAAUACUGUAGAUAAUAUCCACGAUUGCGUGGUUCCCAUUCGUGCUAUGUCCUAAUGUUACGAAAUUCUCUCUAUCGUAAAAUUCUUGUGAAAAUUCACUUUAUGUAGAAAGUCGUAAACUUCUGUGAAAUCGAACAAUUAUAAAUCUCAUUUUGCUUCUUAGCAUGAAGAAGGGAGAGUGGACAUCGCAAAAUCUUUGUGGAAAUUCACUUUAUGUGGAAAGUCGUAAACCCAUGUGGAAUCGAACAAUUACAGCUUUUGUUUUAAAACAAAAUUUAUAAUUAUACUAUUUUACAAAAAUUUGAAAAACCGCUUUAAUAUUGCACGAGCGCCUGAAAUGCAUGGCAUGUGGUCACGGCGCAUGCCCAUGUCGAUACAUUUCGUUGAUAUGACAGAUUUUCUAACACUGAAUAACACAAACGUAAACGAUUAAUAUCUCGUUUCGCAGGACAGAGUAACGUUUUUUAUACCAGAUUCUUUCGUUUUAUGCAAAAACGCGUUAAAUGAGCUUAUUUUUAUCAAAAUCGGAGGUGGGAGACCUAAACUGAACAUUUAUCGACACUUUUGAAUUGACACUCGAAUUGACCUUAAACUGCGAUCGCGAAUCGAAGUAGGGAGCAGCGAGUAAAAUUUCACAUAAAAUAUCAAUACGUGAAAAAAUAAAAAUAAAAUUUAAAGUAAACAAUUUCACAUAAAAUUACAUAAUUAACUCUCAGAUGGCACAAAAAUACAAUUCAACUUUUUAUAUGAGAGUGUCCAUACUCCGAUUAAUAUUUGCUUGUUGUCAUAGCAACACGUCCAUCAACAUUAAUCUAUCAGUCAGUAAUCAUUAUCAAUUGUGAAAAGGAUUUUAAACAAUUUAUUUUGAAAUUGUAUAUGGAAUGUGCCUCCAAAAUUUAACCGUAACUUUUUUACACUCUGUAUAUAUUCUAAAUUACUAUUAUAUUUGGAAUAUCUUAUAAUAUGGGAUGGCCGAAUUACAUAUAAUUGGACAAGUUUCAUCCGCAAAAAAUUUUAAACCAUCAUAUCUACUCUGCAAAUGGCAUGUCUAUGUUGGUAAUGGUUGGAAAAUAAUUUCAGGAUACGAAAGAGGGCAAACGCAAGAAAGUUGUGAUUUUUAUACUAAUAAUCCAGUUUGGGAUUAUCCUAUAGAUUUGCAUUAUACAACUCAGACUUUACAAAAUUCGCCCAAGUUAUUAUUACAAGUCUUUCACAGAGAUAAUUACAGAAGGAUAAUAUUUCUUUCAUAUGGAGUAUACAAUGUUCCAUUGUCAUCUGGUUCAUAUAUUUUAAAUUGUCAUACGUGGAAACCUAUUGGUACUUGGAAAGAUAGAUUAUAUGAUAAAUUUUUAGGAAAAAGUUUACAGUUAAUGUCACCUAAUGUUUUAAUCGAUACAUUAGACAGAUUUGAAAUAACGACGCAAAGUAUGGGAACAGUGACUCUUUAUUUAGAUAUUUUGACAAAGAAUUUUGACAAAUUUGGAUGUCAAAUGUUUCUAUCUGUGCUACUAUUUCUAAUAUAUACAAAUAUAGCAGAAAUAACAAAAAUUGAGGAUAUAUCAAUUUGUAUAAAUGAUACAGAUUGUAGUGAAGCGAUAGACUUAGACAAUACGUAUACAAACAUUCCCAAAGUUGAAGAUCCAUCUUUACAAAUUUCAAACGAUACGGAACAAGAUAAUAUGUUCAUCACUGCCAUUUCUACAGAGAUAUCUUCAAAUAUAGAUGCUAAUGAAACAGAACCUGAAAUACAAUCGACUUUAAGGACAAUAUCCUCAUCCGCUACACAUCGAAAUGAUAAUAAAAUUCUCAUACUCAAAAAAAAAGAAAUCUGUGAGUGUGAUCUGACAAAGUUUUCUUGUGACAUCAAUUGCUGCUGUGACAUGGAUUGCAAUCAUUUUCAUUUAUCUGCCUUUUCACAUUGUCAAGAUUAUCAUGUGGAUCUUUACGAUAGUCGGUACUGUUACAACCGAAAUUUCAUACAACGAAAUAAUACACCUUUUAUUUUUGAAAGACUCGCAAAUAAUUUAUUUUGCAUUUUAUAUGAUAAUCUGCCAUAUAUGUAUAAUGCUAAAAAUGAUUUGGCAUUAUAUGACCAAAAAUAUCUGUGGAAAAUGCUACAAAUGAAGAAUUACAAAUGGAACAUGAAACAUAGGAAAGUAUUAUCAAAAUUUAAUUUCUUAAAAUAUUACCAACAUGGAGAUACAUUAUUGAAAUUACAUGACAAAUCUGUUGAUACAAUAGAGUUUUUACAAUCUGGAUUUACUGGAAUAUGCUCGUUCAAAAAAAUUCUGAAAUAUUUGGAAAAUUGGAAAGAUAGAUGUAUUCAAAAUGAUCUAACAAAUAAUAAUCCGUAUUUAUUCACUACGACAUUCAAUAAUUUUACAAUUAUAAAAUCUCUGCUGUUAUUCAACAAUACAUUUACUACAAAACAGACAUGUCUAGAUAAUACUUGUUUGCCAAUAAGAACUCAUUAUUGCCUGAAGUCGUUUUCUGUAUGCAAUAGAACCAGCGUAUCAGGAUUUUGCAUGAAUUCUACGUGUACCAACAUCGUCAAGGGUUUAAAGUACAUAAUUGGACAUAAUGGUUCCGCUGGUAUUCAUAGUAUUGACGCAUAUUUUAAUAUAGGAAAUGCAUUUCACGCAUUUUAUCAAUAUUUCGAGAUAGAAUAUUAUUGGAUAGAUUCAAAUAAAACAAAAGUUUUUGCUCGUAGUGGUAAUCCUGGUUAUAUGAUGGGUAAGCCGAUCAUUAUUGGCAUUUCUCACGCUAAUGCAAGCAAUGAUAUUCUUUUCAACAGAACUAAUGGGUUUCUCACGUUACCUUUGGCUGGAAAAAAUGGAGAGUGUGAUAAAAUUAACAGACAUACGAUCAUAUUUGGCGAAGAUAUUAGAUUGGCAUGUUCUGUCAAAUUGUUUAUCGAGAAUUUCACUACAUCUUGUGCAGAGUUACAAAAUUUGACGAUGCGUCUUUUGUUGAAGGAUUUUUUUUUAAACAUGAAUCAAUAUUAUAACUCUUAUGUUUCAAAAUUGGGUAAUUUUUCUAGUAAAAAUGUUGAUGAUUGGUUGCAAAUCGUAUUCGACAGGAUACCACGAAACAUCGUGACUGCGCACACGAUUGGAAAACAAAUAUUAUGUUCAGGAUUAAUUACAUCUAUGCAUUUGAAUAUUCUUUAUUCAAUAUUGUCGAAACCUAAAACAUCUUUGACAAAUUAUGAAAUAUUAAGCGUUGGAAUAACAUUCAACACGGAAGAGGAUGUUAGCUGGCCAAAAUGCACAUUAAAAAAUUGCACAGACAUCCUUCAUAUCAAUGUUAUUUCUUAUGUCAAUUUUUAUGACAUUUCAAAACCGUUUACAUACCACUUUGCCGGUGGGUCUAAUUUAGAUAUUACAUUGCCUUAUGAUUUCUUUUAUCCUUUCUUAAAUGGCUCAAAAAAUAUAAAAAUGUCAAGUAUAUCGAUUCUUUAGUCAUAUAUA
This is a messenger RNA of Pogonomyrmex barbatus (red harvester ant), 3606 nucleotides long. RefSeq names its product tectonic-3. The record is from RefSeq and is a predicted model, not a curated record. Lineage: Eukaryota; Metazoa; Arthropoda; Insecta; Hymenoptera; Formicidae. Gene Ontology annotation, cellular component: ciliary transition zone. Gene Ontology annotation, biological process: cilium assembly.